Messenger RNA from Pteropus alecto (black flying fox), 7579 nucleotides. RefSeq names its product tripartite motif containing 56 (gene TRIM56). The transcript is spliced from 3 exons. Gene Ontology annotation, biological process: positive regulation of DNA-templated transcription; innate immune response. Gene Ontology annotation, molecular function: zinc ion binding; ubiquitin-protein transferase activity. The record is from RefSeq and is a predicted model, not a curated record. The coding region runs from base 245 to 2536 and encodes 763 amino acids. Lineage: Eukaryota; Metazoa; Chordata; Mammalia; Chiroptera; Pteropodidae. Gene Ontology annotation, cellular component: nucleoplasm; chromatin.
CGGAGCUGAGACGGAAGUUGCACAAGUAUAAUUAGUUUCAGUUUUGUUUCUCUUUCACGCACUGGGCAACAGCGGCUUCCAGGCCUUGGCCCCCCACUCCCGGUCCUGGAGCCCAAGGUCAGCUCAGGCCAGCACCGACUUUUCACAUUUGCUGAAUGUAUGCAAGGAGGAGGGCAGCUCCCUAGCUCAAAAGCAAGUGGCCAGAGGCCCCAGAAGACCAGAAGAAAAUUCCUGGCCCUUCAGCAUGGUGUCCCAGGGAUCCUCACCCUCCCUGCUGGAGGCCCUGAGCAGCGACUUCCUGGCCUGCAAAAUCUGCCUAGAGCAGCUGCGGGUGCCCAAAACCUUGCCCUGCCUGCACACCUACUGCCAGGACUGCCUGGCCCAGCUGGCUGAGGGCGGCCACCUCCGAUGCCCUGAGUGCCGAGAGAAUGUGCCCGUGCCACCAGCAGGUGUGGCUGCCUUCAAGACCAACUUCUUUGUCAACGGGCUCCUGGAUUUGGUGAGGGCCCGGGCAGGUGGAGACCUGCGUGCGGGGAAGCCUGCCUGUGCACUGUGCCCUCUGAUGGGGGGUGCGAGUGCCGGGGGGCCAGCCACAGCCCGGUGCCUGGACUGUGCUGAUGACUUGUGCCAGGCCUGUGCCGACGGACACCGCUGCACCCGGCAGACUCACACCCAUCGAGUGGUGGACCUGGUGGGCUACAGGGCAGGGUGGUAUGACGAGGAGGCCCGGGAGCGCCAGGCGGCCCAGUGUCCCCAGCACCCGGGGGAGGCCCUGCGCUUCCUGUGCCAGCCCUGCUCCCAGCUGCUGUGCCGUGAGUGCCGCCUGGACCCCCACCUGGACCACCCCUGCUUGCCUCUGGCUGAAGCUGUACGUGCCCGGAGGCCAGGCCUUGAAGAGCUACUAGCAGGCGUAGAUAAGAACCUGGCUGAGCUAGAGGCUGCCCGAAUGGUGGAAAAGGAAGCCUUGGCCCGGCUGCGGGAGCAUGCAGCCAAGGUAGGGACGCAGGUGGAGGAGGCCGCUGAGGGAGUCCUCCGGGCCCUCCUGGCCCAGAAGAAGGAAGUGCUGGGGCAGCUCCGGGCUCACGUGGAGGCUGCCGAGGAGGCUGCUCGGGAUAGGCUGGGGGAGCUAGAGGGCCGGGAGCAAGUGGCCAGGGCAGCGGCUGCCUUUGCUCGUAGGGUGCUCAGCCUGGGUCGUGAGGCCGAGAUACUCUCGCUGGAGGGGGCGAUUGCCCAGAGACUCCGGCAGCUGCAGGGUUGUCCUUGGAUGCCUGGACUACCCCCCUGUCUGCUGCCCCAGCUGGAGCUCCAUCCUGGGCUCCUGGACAAGAACUGUCACCUGCUAUGGCUCUCCUUUGAGAAGCAGCAGCCCCAGAAGGACAGUGAGAAAGAUGGAGCUGGAAACCAGGGAGGUGAAGAAAACCUGGGCCAGAGGGAGGAUGGAGCCAAGACAGAGAGACAAGGUGGAGUCCAGCCCCAGAGUAGGGAUGGAGCCCAGACCCCAAAGGAGGACAGAGCCCAGCUACCCCAGGAAGAUGGAGCCCAGACUCCAAAGGUGGAGAGAGCCCAAACCCCAAAAGAAGACAGAUCCCAGACUCCCCAAGAAGAUGGAGGAGUCCAGACCCCAAGGGGUGGCAGAUCCAACAAGAAGAGGAAGUUCAAAGGCAGGCUCAAGUCAAUUUCCCGGGAGCCCAGCCCAGCACCUGGGCCAAACCUGGAGGGCUCUGGCCUCCUCCCCAGGCCCAUAUUUUCCUGCAGUUUCCCCACGCGGAUGCCUGGAGACAAGCGGUCUCCCCGGAUCACUGGGCUCUGUCCCUUUGGCCCCCGGGAAAUCCUGGUAGCAGACGAGCAGAACAGGGCUCUGAAACGUUUCUCUCUCAAUGGUGACUACAAGGGAGCCGUGCCUGUCCCCGAGGGCUGCUCCCCAUGUAGCGUGGCCGCCCUGCAGGGUGCAGUGGCCUUCUCAGCUGGCGCUCGGCUCUAUCUCAUCAGCCCUGAUGGUGAGGUGCAGUGGCGCCGGGCUCUGAGCCUCUCCCAAGCCAGCCACGCUGUGGCUGCAAUGCCAAGUGGUGACCGGGUGGCUGUCAGCGUGUCAGGCCACGUAGAGGUGUACAAUAUGGAAGGCAGCCUGGCUACCCGGUUUAUCCCUGGGGGCAAGGCCAGCCGGGGCCUGCGAGCACUGGUGUUUCUGACCACUAGCCCCCAGGGCAAUUUUGUGGGGUCAGAUUGGCAACAGAAUAGUGUGGUGGUCUGUGAUGGGCUGGGUCAAGUGAUUGGAGAGUAUGGGGGACCAGGCCUGCAUGGCUGCCAGCCAGGCUCUGUAUCUGUGGAUAAGAAGGGCUACAUCUUUCUGACCCUUCGAGAGGUCAACAAGGUGGUGAUCCUAGACCCAAAGGGGUCACUGCUUGGAGACUUCCUGACAGCCUAUCAUGGCCUGGAAAAGCCCCGGGUGACCACCAUGGUAGACGGCAGGUACCUGGUUGUGUCACUCAGUAACGGGACCAUCCACAUCUUUCGGGUUCGCUCUCCCGACAGUUAAAGGGCUGGGACUGGGAUGGAACUAGGUGGGACUAGGGAGGGAGUGGGAGGGAGGAGGGAGGCAGGGCUGCCAUGGGUUAUAAUGGCUGAGAGCAUUUUCCCAGAGGACAGAUAUUAGCAACCUUCCAAUGCGAAGUGCCACACUGCCAACCCCUCUUUGGAUGUGCAGGGAUAGGGACCAAGCGUGGUAGCAUGACCAUAGCUCUCAGAAACAGAGGAGGAGGGUUGACAGGGUGAUGGGAGUCAAAUGUGCCUCUUGCUUUUUGUGGGUGACUGCCCUACCCCAUCACCACCACCCCCUCUGCCACUGUUGUUAUAGUUUAAGUUUCUAAGAUUUGUAAGCUUGUCUUGAUUUGUAUUCUUCAAAACCAUUCCUGGUGGAGGAGCCCAGCGAGAGUCUUAGGGAGGUGGGCAGAAGAGUUUGUCAGGCGCAUGCCUUCCGGAAGAGCUGAGAACUGGCUCCCCUCAGACUGGAACAGAAACAAGACAGGUCAAAAGAGGCCUGGGAUUUCGAAUGGCAGGUAAUGGCAUCUGCCACCAUCUAUAGCCAGUAAGUAGAGGCUUCUCCUAUAAUGGCGUCCCUCAGUGCAGAAAGGGGUGGGCUUCAUGGGGGACCAAGUAUACUGAUGCCAGUUGAGGCAAAGCGGUGAUUACCUCAAAGUCUGUAAAGAAAAUGUGCUGCUAGGACAUUGAAUCUGAUAGGGUUGCAAUCUAAUACACAGGGUUCUGAGUAUGAGAAGGGGGACCCUCAGGUCCCCCUGCUACCACCAAGCCAAGAACUAUAAAGGAUGUAAAAUUUCUUCUGUGUUGAUAUCGUUACAUUUUCUGGAGACUAUUUUUAGUUUCCCCUUAGUUUUCCAGCAAAAUUCCUUUUGAGAAAUUUUGGCCUUCAUUUGGCGGAACUAAGGGGUGAAGGAAUUUGUCCUUCAGUAGGCCACUACUGCUAGGAAAAACCCAACCCUGGAGGUCAGGUGUGGGAUUGGGGAGACAAACCAGCCAGAAAGACUGAGAAGUUGUCAGUGGGGCUGGGACGGUGGAGGAGUGAAAACCUGAGGGAAGGGUCUAGUCGGAGGUGAGCCACAACCACUGGUCCUUUGCACAGGCCAUGGCAGGGGUGGAGCUGAAGUAGACAUAUUUAGCCAGGGGCUGUCGGGAAAUGACCUAAGAGAAUCUUAAUGUAGGAAUCAUGGACAAUGGAAUGUUCAUGGGAACCAGAAGGAUUUUGGACAAGUCCAGACGGAAAGCACAGGGUGGGAAAAAAGAAAAUCUUUUUCUGGGGAGGUUACUGCUUGAUAAUUGAAGUGAUAGAGGAAAUUAUCAAUGUCAAGUAGUCCAAUUCAAUCAUAUAAAAAUUUGAAAUGUAUAUGCAGCAAAGAAUAAUGAAGAUUAAAAGAAAACCAAUCAGAUGAGAAAAAUACAUACGUAGAAUUGAUCUGAGUAAGAGCUGAGCCAAGAGAUCUUACUUGGUUAAAGGACCAAAUAGGCUGUAUACUCAGGAGGAAAUGCACACAGGCCAGGACUAGUAAACAAAAAGAUUAAACAAAAAGUCAACCACUUGCAUGCAGCAAAAAUACAUUUAAAAAAUGUCAUGGUUGAAAUAGACUCCUGGUACUAUAAAAUGAUGCUUCCUGGAAGGCAAUUUGGCAAUACUUGUCAAGGGUUUAAAAAAAAAAAAAAAGACUAUGAUACUCAGUUAUCUCACUUUGGGGAAUACAUUCUGAGAAAAUAACUCAAAAGAAAAACAGUAUUUGCACAGAGAUAUCUGUGGCCACCCUAUAAAUUAUAGUCAUUGACUGUAAACUGCUCAGCUGUGGGGACAGCUAAGCAGAUUGUGGUCUAUUAGGACAAUGAGCUACUGCCUUCACGUAUGGCAACUAUGAAAACUAUUUUUAAAAAUAUGAUGUUAUAUGAUGCAAUCAUAAGCAAAAAAAAAAAAAAGAGAGAGAGAGAAUUUGGAAUUAUGAUCACAUAAUGAUAGCAACAAGUGAAAGUAUGUCCGAAUCAUUACUGAGUAGAAACAGGUUUCAAAAUAUGUAAGUAAUUAGUGAUUUGGGAGAUUGGAUUCUUUUUGAGUUAUUUUGUGCUGUUAUUCAUAUAUGCACAUUUCUACUUCAGUUAUUAUUAUCCAUUAAGUAACAUUUAUGCGUGAAUACUUACUUUUAAGAAACACAGUUCUAUAAACGAUAUUCGAGAAUAGCUACUGGAUUUGCAAGUGAAUGUGUCACUCAGCACAAAUGAGACUGUCCUGUUAUAGGAGGGGCAGGAGUCCGGGGGAGAGUACCAGUUAGCUGGGGCAUGACAGGGAGGAAGGGCUGGCUGUCAGAGCAGGGGCCUGUCUAGUGACUGAUGAAGGAACUCACCCUGGGAAGGUCUGCAGAGGAGGUCAGGUAGUCUCCUUGGGUGAUGGGAUCACAGUGGAGGGGAAGGUCUUGUUGAGUUCACCAACUAACUCAGACCAACUGGAAACCAAGUGGUGGUUCUAAGGAACCAACUAGUAUAGGAUGAGUUGCAUUGGUGAGGUCUGUCUUCUUUGCAGUUCUAUCUACAGAGUUAACACAGUGAUGGCUCAUAGUUGGUGCUCAGUAAACGUGUGUGAAAUGAAUUAAUGCCUAGAAAAGGAAUGGGAUGGUGCUAAUCCUCCAGAAAUUUGCCACCUUAAAUGCCAACCAAGUUGUCCAAAACCUUGGCUUAUGGAAAAAUCUCCAGUAGGGGGCACUGUGGACACAGUCCACCAUAUGCUUCUCAGGGGGUGGUGCAGCAUCCAGUCACAAAAGAGAUGAGAUUGAGGUGUCCUGCUUAUGUGUGCGGAGGAGGAUCUUGGGGAUCAUAUACCUUUGGCUUGGAACAAUAGCCCUGUAAAGCUGCACAGAAACCAUAUGCUGCGGUCCCGACUGGUGAUAUGGCUCCAGCCAUGUGGCUCACCCCGGAGGGAAAGCAGGAAAAUAGACCUUCAGAAAGGAAAUGUUGCCUGGAUGCAAGGAGAGAAUCCCACAGACCUUCCAGACAUACAGGAGCCAUGUGGCUUCCUAGGAAGCUGUGAGCAUCCUGGGAAGCCAGGCAUUGGAAGACUGACAGAAAUACAAAAUUUUCCUCAUUAAGGGGUAGGGAUGGAAAGGCACAGAACACUGGCAACAUAUGAAACAAAUGGGAAGUAUAGUCUUGAGCUAAUUUAGAGGUAAAAUCCCCAGCACUGUAACUGUGACCCGAGAAGCCUAAUGAAUCCCGCAGAAAGCGCCACUCAGCACUGAGAGAAAGGGUUCUUGAUUAACUACAGAUCUUAAGAAAUCAGGAACACUGUGAAAGAUACAACUACCAUCCCCCACCUCCCACUGGACUAUGACAAUUCACUUGAUUAAUCGUUCUUUUUCCUGUUUGGAACUUUCUAGGUUGUGCACGUUGAACUUUUUCUCAGGUUGUUCAUGGGUGUGGGGGACUGUCAACACCCAGGCCCAGAGGGAACAAGAUAUUAUGCUCACCCCUGCUGUACGGGUGGAAGGAGAGUGCUGUUCAUCUGGGUAGGGAAAAAGGGAGUAGAAAACCUCUUUCAUAUUCUUAGCACCUAAAAAGUGAUUGAGGAAGAAGAGACCUGGGUCGAGUGCUGGCUCUUCCAUUAAAUAGCUGUGUGAUCUUGGUCUAGCUCUCUAAUCUCUUUGAACUUCAGUUUCUACAUCAGUAAAAUGGGGAUAACGAUAUCCGCCAUGCCCACUUCACAGGGUUGCUGUGAGGACUGGGUGAGAAGCAUAGAGAAGUAUUUUGUAUUCUGUAUAUCAUAAGCUCAAAUCUGAGGUAUUGGUUGGGGGAAAAGUUCAACUGACUCAUACUAACCUAAUAUUCUUCCAUCAGUGUAAGCUUGAAUGGGAUGUUAUAUGCACGUAUUGUGAGGUAAAAGCUCAAGAAUGUCUGGGUAGAGCUGUUACCGUCUUCUCCUUUGGAGAAGGCUGUUUUAUUUUGCAUUCCAGAAGUUAUCUGAAGAAGCCAUAUGCUAAGACACAACUGAGACUGUAGGAACUGAAGGGACCAAUGGCCAGAUCGCUAAGACUCAGCGCUAUUCUUAAAAGCCAGCUGAGAAUCAGAAGGUACUAAUGAAGAAUUGAUAACCAUAGACUUUUAGAAGAAGUUCAAAAUGGUGAGAGUGAUCAAAUCUCUUGAUAAUUUAGGGAAAAUAUAAUUUGGGAGUGAAUAGCUCUCCUUUUACUAGUCUUAUUAUUACUGUGUCUAUAAAGCCAUGUCAUAUAACAAAUCUACAGAGGUAAAAUUCCACAGGGGCAAGAAGCCCAAGGGAGAAGUUGGAAAUCUUCCAAGAAAACUGGUGAGGUUGGUGACCUGAGCUGGGUAGGGUUCAGAGGUGAGUGACCAUCAAGGUGUUCGACCAUCUCUCUUUGGCAGGUCGUCUGGAAACUAGAGCUAUCCCAUAAGGUAAGCAGGAGUUUGGACAGGGGCACAGAGUUCUGUUUUGGGGAGAAUGUGGUCUUGGCCUAGCUGGGGCAGAAAGCUGCCAGAGAGAGCACUCAGAAAGAUGUUCCUAGCAAGAGAGUGACCAAGUUCCGAUGCAGGCUUAGGAGGAUUGGUAACUUGACCAGAGGAAACAGAACCAGCCUACCCAGCUAGUUCAUGAAUCUAGUGUAAUUAAAUGGAUCAGGAUAAAAGCAAAAAUAGAUCUUCAAGGGACCACAGAUGCCUUUGGUUGGAGAAGUAGUGAAGGUGCAUCAGGGUAAGGCUGGACCUCACCUGAAGCCCCAGGUGAGGAAUCUUUGGAACCAAAUAGAGAAGGGCCUGUAUACAAGAGGCAAUCAGGAAGUAGGUUUUGAGAAGUUUUAGAAGGUGGCCUGAUUUAUCUCCAGAGAAAGUUUGAACUGGCUGGCUUAGCAGCCAAGAGAGACAGGGUUGAAACAGAAUUGGGGCCUCGGUCCCAUGGUGUCAGCCCAGCAGAUUUCUCUUCGUUGCAAUGGGCUGAAAAAUCUGUGCUGUAAACGCUUUCAUUUCUUUGAUUGUGUACUUUAUAUCUUUCUUCUGUUUCUUAAUAAAUUCCUUUUAAAAAUUUGAA